Desarmillaria tabescens is the source of this 1689-nucleotide messenger RNA. RefSeq lists its product as uncharacterized. The transcript has 3 exons. NCBI's taxonomy places the organism in Eukaryota, Fungi, Basidiomycota, Agaricomycetes, Agaricales, Physalacriaceae. The record is from RefSeq and is a predicted model, not a curated record. Bases 141 to 1268 code for a protein of 375 amino acids.
GGUGUCCCUGGCACCUGCGAUUGCUCCGUCGAGCACCUCCCAGGAUUCAGGCGCGUUUGAUUCAGGGACGGACAGUAUUCACUCGGAACCACUUCGCACUGGGACCGGGAUAUGGGCAGCGAGGUCGCCCUUUCAAUCGUAUGUCAAGUGCAAGGUCCUCUCGUGGUGUAUCUCGGAGCUCACGUCCUGAAAUAUGCUCGACUAUGACGUCUGAUGGAAUGGAUGGCUCAGACACCGAAUCAUCUCCAUUGCCAUGUGUAACCCCGCCCUUGCAAAGACUCCGCCGGAUCACAAUGCACAGAAGUGCACCGUCAUCUCCUUUCUAUGACGGACAGAACCCCGCUUUCGGACUGAACAAUUUCUCCAACCACCGGGUUCCACAUGCAAGGCCGUCCCUGCAACGACAACGUCGCAUCACAUUGCAUGGAGACUCUACUUCACCCUUCUCCUCUAACGACCUCAGCUGGCCUCAACUGUCUCAUUUCCUGCCUAAUGAUGCCGGUUAUUCCAGCAUGCCAGCCCCUCCUUCGCUUUUUGCUGAAUCAUUUCCCCCCUCAAUACCUUCGGGUUCGGCUUUCAGUUCAGGUUCGGAAUACAGCGCGCCUGAUGCUAGCCUUCUGUCACCGCCAUCUAUGAUGCAGAUGCCGUUUCCGUCCAUCCCUCAAACAUCUACCGUUGACGUUUAUGACCCCACAUCCUCUUCCAUGCGCUCUUACUCUUCACAUGACCCUUCACUUACUAUGGAGAUGGGUCAGUACUGUGGAUCACUGGCAUCCACACCUCCGAAUCAGUCCAUUUCCAGUCCGGACAAUCCUUGGGGCAUCCCAGCUGGGUCUUUCAGCGUUAUGAGUAGUCCCAACAACCCCUCCCUCAUAAAUCCUUCAGACAUUGCUACCAGACAGCCGACACAGGGUACAAGAAAUAUCACAGAAUAUGAUCAGUUGUUUCUCCACGACCCUCGUAAUACGUAUUCUGCAGGAGUUAAUCAAGUAAAUUACGACAUCCCACCUUACGCCGGGUCUCCCUUCAGUAGCAGCUCUUACACUUCAGAAAAUUACACGCCGUAUCAAAUGCUACUGGACUAUAACCCAAUCCCCCAGACUGCGCCAUCUCUCCGCUACUCUCCGGGACCCCAAAAUGCUCUACAACUAGAGUUUAGUACAGCAACUACGGACUUGCCGACCGCCGACGUGUCGGAGACUGGCCCCCUCGACCCCGAAUUGUUGUUGAUGGACUUUUAUGUGCCCCAAAAUACUAACGAGCAAUAAUGUUUUCCUUAAGAUCUCUCUUGAAUCUAAAACAAUGACUACUGUAGCCUAUAGUAUUCUUAUUUCUUAUAUACCAAAUUCCUCGUUAUCAAGUAUUACCAUUAGCUCUUUACUAGUUUUACUCUUCAAUACUACAGUAGCGAAAUUUUGUGCAUCAUCAAAGGUAGAGAUGGCGGAACCUCUUCGCUGUUACCAUAUCGAGACUUUAUCGGGUGGACGCUCCCGGUGGUACAAACACCGCCAAACUUCAACGUCCUCUUCCGCCCAUCAUGCCCGUUCCGUGGGAAGCAUUACUUCCGUUCGGUAUGGACACAACUUCCAGAUAUCUUCCGAGCCCACUCACACAUCUCAUACAGCACUCGCUACCGUUAUGAUCAGCGCGGCUGGUACACUGUUUUCAGCAUCCCAGCGUUUCCAGAAC